Molecule: messenger RNA, 3935 nt
Organism: Dreissena polymorpha
Lineage: Eukaryota; Metazoa; Mollusca; Bivalvia; Myida; Dreissenidae
Product: egl nine homolog 1-like
Exons: 5
Coding region: 213-1691 (492 amino acids)
Biological process (GO): peptidyl-proline hydroxylation to 4-hydroxy-L-proline; cellular response to hypoxia
Cellular component (GO): nucleus; cytoplasm
Molecular function (GO): ferrous iron binding; peptidyl-proline 4-dioxygenase activity; L-ascorbic acid binding
Source: RefSeq, a predicted model, not a curated record
GAAGCUGUGUAAAGUGGAACGAAGUCGCUUACAUCCACUAAAUGUAAAUUUUGUGAGGAAAAGAUGUGAUCUGGUGAUUUUAUUAUCUUCCUAAUCUGAAACAUUGUUAAAAGUUUUUUCUUAAAUAUUAAAGUUUUCAUAUUAAAUAUAUUGUGUGGAAAUUUCACUGAUAUUGCAUAUAAUACAUCGCGUGUCGUCUGUCAAAAUACGGAAUGGCGGAGUGCGUACGUGACUUAUCGAACAUACACAUCGACAGCAGAGAUAAGUGCGCAAUCUGCGGGAAAAGUGCAAAUCUAAAGUAUUGUUCUGGUUGUGGAAAGGUAUCUUACUGUUCUAGGGACCAUCAAAUCCAAGACUGGCGUCAACACAAGGCGAAAUGUAAGAAGAAACAACUCGCGGAAACUGAUGACAAUCCCCGACAAACUCCCAGCGCAAUGGCAAACGUUGCCUCUGGCAUGGCGCGAUUAGCGAUCACACAAGAAGAACUGCAAGACGUCACGUCUUCGACUGCACGUGUACCGAGUGUCGAUCUAUCAGAGCCCAUUCAUGCAGAGAUGAAACUGAAGUCGGGUUUGUUUACAAUUAUUGACUCAAACGUACGUGACCAGCUGACUGAGGAACCUUUAUAUAUAAGAAAGAAACUAGGAAUUGAUGACAGUUCUCAUAACAGUAGUGUUCACAACAUAGACAAUACCACACGCAAUAAUUCAACUGAAGUAGAUACUUUAAAGGAUAUUGCAACUUGUAGUACUUUAACUAACAGUAAUAACCUAAACACAAAUAGUCGAAAGCGAAAUAUUGAUGCAGAGGAUGUGAAUGGAACAGGGAGUUCAGAAAGGUUUAUUCUUGAAUCAGAGGAUAAUAACAUUGUAGAACCAGUGUAUGAAUCUGCGAGUUCGUCCAUAAGCGAUUCAUCAUCUGGAAGCAUGAUGCCUUACUUCAAUAUCAUGGAAUCAAGAAAUAAGGCAUUGAGUGAUUAUGUGACUAAAUGCCUCAAUGCCUAUGGAGUUUGUGUAAUAGAUAAUUUUCUUGGUGACAGUAAAGGAACAGAUAUUUUAGACGAAGUUAAAGAUCUUCAUGAAAAUGGAGAAUUGCUGAGUGGACAAUUAGUAAACGCUUCCUCACCCAAGGGAGCUGUACGUGGUGAUGUGAUUACGUGGGUAGAUGGAACAGAGCCCGGAUGUGGCAGUAUAAACUCUCUCAUUACUUCUAUUGAUGCGAUAAUGGUCCACUGUGAAAGGACUUUAGGACAAUAUCAUGUGAAGGGACGAUCAAAGGCCAUGGUGGCAGUGUAUCCGGGGAACAAGACCUAUUUCUUGCGGCAUGUUGACAACCCGACUGGUGAUGGUCGAUGUGUAACCUGUAUUUACUACCUCAAUAAGAACUGGAAUUCAAAGAAUGAUGGUGGUCUGCUGCGAAUCUUUCCUGAAGGUGCCAACAAGGUCGCCAACGUGGAGCCGAAAUUUGAUCGGCUGUUAUUCUUCUGGUCAGAUCGUCGGAACCCUCAUGAGGUUCUCCCAGCGUACAGAACUAGAUAUGCAAUUACUGUGUGGUAUUAUGAUGAACAAGAGAGGCGUCGAGCUGUCAAGCGUUUUAAAGAACAAGUUGGUGAUUCUAAGUCAGUCUAUCCCCCGUACGGUCUCACAGACAUGGAUGAUAAAGUUGUCGAGAACAAAGCGCCUACUACUUGAAACCUUCCAAUGUUAAUCGGAGAAACGUGUUUCAAAACUUACGCAGCUUUGCAUUGGCUUGAAGGCUGCAUUGUCACGAGUCAAUGUUCCAGAUGGGACCACAUGCAAACAUGAGAUGAAGUCUGCUUGGCUGUGGUGUGUAGUGAUUGUUCAAUAUGUUGACUGUUAUGUCAAAGUAUGAACAUUUGUGAGGCAGUGGAAAUUGAACUGGAAUUCAAAUUCUGGUGUGGACCAUUUGAAAUCAAGAAAUAUGAAUACUAAAAAUCUAUGUCUUGUUGUGGUAAUAGCUUUACUGUAAUGGACUUUUAAGUCCAAGAAAGGAAGAGUUACUGGAUGCCAUUUGGUGUCUUGGAAAUUCUCUUACAAGCCAAUGUGCUUGGGUUAAGGUCAAUCAAUCUAAAAAGGAAGAGAUGCUGUAAUAAUUGCAGACUAUCCCGAACAUGUAGAUGGUUUUGACUGACUAUCUUUAUACUACGGUCAUUUAUUGUCAAAUGUCCUUGGACAUUGGACAAGUUUAAGUUUCGACUUAAUUUUGUAAUUAUAAGUUAUUAUUGUUUAUUAUUAGAAUUCUUGUAAUAUCUGUCAAUUUCUGUAAUGUGUGUAAGAUAACAAGGCAAUAGAUAAAUUAAUAGAAUUGCUUAAAAUGUUAUAAUCAGAUGCUGGUUAUUGGCUUUUAAACUUCAAAAACAGUUGAGCUCUUUUUUUUAACCUCUUGAAACGCUCUCCUGUCUUGGGGAGAAUCAGUUCUUGUUGUCUUGGGGAAGCAGAAUGAACGCUCCCACUGUGGGGAUCUAACUCAUAUGGUAAUUUUUAUCCUAUUUUGAUGUUUAAUAAAUCAAUGUCCUACUAGUUUGUUGUCUAUGUUCAAGUAUUUACCAAGUUUUACAGUGUGCUCAUUGUGUGGACUUAUUUUAACUCAAACAGUUUACUCAGUACCUCAUAAAAAUAAACUUUUGUCUAGUAGUUCCAAAUGCUUAUCUGGAAUCUUAGUUAUAAUAAGUCUGCUUGAAGUUUUUAGAUGGAAAUUCCAUAUGUGUAUAGAAAUUUAUAUCACUUUAAUAUGUACAGGACCUAUGCAAAAAGGAAACAUAAUUAUGAUUUAAAUACCAUACUAUUUUACUUUUAUCUAUAUAAGAGGCUGGAGAGACAUUUUAAAGUUCAUUUUAAAGAUAUUAUGUUGAUGUUCAAUUGUGAAUAACAAAUUCAUACAUUUAUAAAUGAAUGUUUCAAUGGAUCAAAAUGCAAUUACAUUAAGGUUAAUAAUAUUGUCUGUAUCACAUCAACUGUGACUUUGCUAGAACAAAUGUUAUACAGCUAAAACAAAUGUUAUAAUCAUGAAAUGUUAUCUUUUAUUUUGUUUUUGAUAUGCCCCUGUAGGUUGGCAUAUAGCAGUUGAACUGUCCGUCUGUCAGUCCGUCUGUCCGAAAACUUUAACAUCGGCCAUAACUUUUGCAAUAUUGAAGAUAGCAACUUGAUAUUUGGAAUGCAUUAGUAUCUCAUGGGGCUGCACAUUUUUUAGUGGUGAAAGGUCAAGGUCAUCAUUCAAGGUCAAAAGUAAAAAACCCAAAUCCAUAGGAAGUAACAAGCUUUAAAGGGAGAUAAUUUCUAUUUAUUUGGCAGGUACAGAUCAUUUUUACAAGGGAAGUAAUAUUUUUUAAAGGGAUAUAAUAAAAAACAAAAAUAUUUAAAUCAAAGCGGUGCAGUAGGGGGCAUUGUGUUUCUGACAAACACAUCUCUUGUUGUAGAUGUUGUUGUUUAUUGAGGGGGGGGGGGGGGGGUGAGGAGGGGGAAAUGUCAAAGAAUGUUUGUAUAUUUCAUCACAUGAAUGUUUUUGGUUCAAACCUUCAUAGGAACACAUGUCUUAAAUGUUUGUAGUAAACAUCAGUCUGGGGAUGUUGAUCUGUGAUGCCACAUCAUUGAAGGGCGUUAUUACAUUGACACAUAUCUGAAUGAUUCAUAAUUUUUAUUGUAUGAUCGAAAAUUACCGAAUGAGUCAUGAACCAUUUAAAUUGUUAUUUAGUAUAUUUAAGUUAAAUUAUUUAUUUUCUUUUCAAAACUUUUGUGUAUUUAUGAAUGAUUUUGUUUUGCAACAGUAUAAAGGUUUACAAUAUAUUGAUGAAAGCUUAUAUUUGUAAUAAUUAGUUGAUGUUUAUGUUGACAUGCACAUGACUGCUUCAGUGGUUUAUAAUUGGUUGUUUUUUUCAAUCAUGAAAUCGAAGAUGAUAAUAAAAUUCAGAAACUUUU